AUCCCCUUUCUCCCUAAAAAGAGAGUUAAGCCCGACCCUGAUUUUGAGCCAGAACCUGAGCCUGAGUCCGGCAUGGACGAGUCUUCAGGCCGUGGCCAUCGGGAGAAAAAACCAAGCGAAAAGCUCAAGGAACAAGUUUCGGCCAAGAUCGACCGGAUCGAAGAUGAGAAACCUGUCGCGCUUCCCACCUACAUUGCGCCCAACGACUCCAAAUUCCUACAAGACCAGAAGGAGGUUCCGAAGAUUUUUGACCAUUCUAAGAUAGCCCCGAAUGGUGACAAGACCGACUUUUACACUCUCGGGACACACGUCGAGAGCAAAGAGAAGCGCUACUACAUUCGCGCGAAGCGAGAUCCUUCCACCUUUUAUUUUCACACCGACGAGCCUCCUCCGCGUUACGCCCGCCUUAGCGACGAGAAUCACCCUCAAUGUGGCGUCGAGAAUCUCAAGAAUGUCUUCACCAAGGACAUGUUGGGCAAGAGUGGGGAGUUCGGUAGCUACACCACAAGGGCUAAUGUCUUUGCCCGGGAGGGACAAUUCUUCUUCGAAGCCAAGGUCAUCAGCAUUGCCCCGCCAGGUCGAGAAGCCCCAGAUCGCGCACUUGCGGAGACUCAGAAUCUGGACAGAACGUCAACGAGCCGAGGCGGGUUGAGAGUGGGCUUCUGUAGACGUGAACACCACUGGAGCGAGAACUUGGGCGGCAAUGCUUACUCAUAUGCAGUUAUCCUGAGGAGUGGGAGAUCCAAGGAAUAUGGCAGCGUGCGGUUCAACACCAUGAUGUACCAUAUGCAGGGUGAAGGCGCACAAGAUCCCGACGACUUGUCCCCCGGCGAUGUUGUUGGGCUCAUGAUCACGCUACCGUCGCUGGAGGUACACAAAAAGGUGGUGGAGGGAACCUACAACCCGUCAGAAUAUCCGGAUCUCAAAUGCGGGCCGGCGGUUAUGAAGAAGAAGCAAGGCGCAGGGAAGAAAUCUGCUAAGGGCGGAUCAAAACCCAAAGAUGGCGACGUGCCUAAGAGUAAAGAGGAUGCUGUCAAGAAACCGCACAAUGCUCGAGCUGCAAUCCGCUCCGCCCUGAGUCCGAUGUUCGGAUGCCCCAUGCCCUCCGACCACGACAUCAUCCGCGACCGCAACCCAUUUCUCCACAAAGGUAUGACUUACUUCGAAUGUCCAGAGUACACGCCCAACCAUGAUCUCAGCCGGCCAACGCUGAAUACAAAGAACAAAUCCGUCAACCCUGAAACUGGCAAGAAAUACGACCUCCUGACCGAGACUCAUCCUAACCAUGACCUCCCACACCUACGAACCCUGCCGGGUAGCAAGAUUGAACUCUGGGUAAAUGGUAAAUACCAUGGCGUGGUCUGGGAACACCUCUUUGCAUUCCUGCCACCUGCUUCUUACAUUGAGAAGGGUAGUCGAGCCGUCACCGGUGGGCAUGGCGAUGUGGACGACGGCUUGCUAGGUUAUUACCCAGCGAUCAGUCACUACACUGGUGGAGCGGUCGAGUGCAAGUUUGAUGGCCCCUGGUGGUACGGAUAUGAGAAGGACGGCCCUGCACACCCCAAUGCCCGCCCUAUCGGUGAGCGGUAUCAAGAGCAAAUCGUCGAGGAUAUGGUUAACGAUCUUGUGGACGAGAUCUACCAGGAGAAGCUUUACGAGGACCGUGAUUGGAUGAAGAAACGGGUCUUGGAUGCGCCUGUCAGUCUUCAACACAGCUGAUGCAGUCUUUGCUUUGACCUUAUCUGAGAAUAUUUGGUCUGGCGAAGAUGUGCCGGGAAGAGGACGGCCAUAUCUGGGGCAGUCAACACAUAUGUUGAGGCAUAUGUUGAGGUGUGCGAUGCAUAUCCAGGUAUGGCAACACUUGCAGACCAAAACUGGAAGGACAUGGCAUACUCGCGGCCUUGACAAAACGAGGCAUAUAUCGGGCAGGUGUUAUGGGAAGACAGAUCAUGAUUGACAGGCGGCCAGGGAAGGAAAAAGUCGAUUACAAUGAUACCCCAUUUCUGCAUCAGCCUUCAAGGUAGAGGAUAGGAAAUAGCAACAACAUGACAAACGCAUCAUCGAGAGCAUGAAGAGAAUCAACUAAAGUGUCUGAUUGGUUGCGUACAGUCCGCGCCCUAAAGGGACGUCUGCAGGGAGUCAGAUUAUAGAGAUUAUCAUACGGGGAGCGAAGAGCUGCAGUCAGCACUCUCACUAUGGCAAUACGAUACUGCCUGGAUCGGACGUAUGCUGAGAUCCAGCCACACG
Molecule: messenger RNA, 2247 nt
Organism: Cladophialophora immunda
Lineage: Eukaryota; Fungi; Ascomycota; Eurotiomycetes; Chaetothyriales; Herpotrichiellaceae
Exons: 2
Coding region: 73-1719 (548 amino acids)
Cellular component (GO): Set1C/COMPASS complex
Molecular function (GO): transcription cis-regulatory region binding
Source: RefSeq, a predicted model, not a curated record